UGAAGUUUCUUUGAGGUUAUCGUCGAUUUAAAUUGAGAUUGAACCAUGACUGGCCGUGGAAAGGGAGGAAAGGGAUUGGGAAAAGGAGGAGCGAAAAGACAUAGAAAAGUUCUUCGUGAUAACAUCCAGGGAAUUACCAAGCCUGCUAUUCGUCGUCUCGCUCGUCGAGGCGGUGUAAAGCGUAUUUCCGGCCUUAUUUAUGAAGAAACCAGAGGAGUUCUAAAAGUAUUCCUUGAAAACGUGAUUCGAGAUGCGGUCACUUACACUGAGCAUGCCAAAAGGAAAACCGUUACUGCCAUGGAUGUUGUAUAUGCCCUAAAACGCCAAGGCCGCACUCUCUACGGAUUUGGAGGUUAAACGUCGCAGUCGUUUCUGUAAACAAAACGGUCCUUUUCAGGACCACAAAUUUAUACUACGUAAAAACAACGAAUUCGAGUCGCAUAUUGUAGUUUUAAGCACUUUUAAUUUUUAACAUUAAUUAAUGUAAUAUAUCAGAACUUCAGAACGUCUGAACCAAACUAAGUGAAUGAUGACGUUUAGUCACCAACGGUUCCCCCUUAUGCUCGCCGGAGCGUGUCGUUUGCUGAUUGGCCGAUUUCGAGUUGCAGAAGCUUGAGACGGUUGCAUAGAAGAAUAGGAACUGAAUCUAC
Orussus abietinus is the source of this 650-nucleotide messenger RNA. Its product is annotated as histone H4. Gene Ontology annotation, biological process: nucleosome assembly. Gene Ontology annotation, cellular component: nucleosome. The coding region runs from base 46 to 357 and encodes 103 amino acids. Lineage: Eukaryota; Metazoa; Arthropoda; Insecta; Hymenoptera; Orussidae. The record is from RefSeq and is a predicted model, not a curated record. Gene Ontology annotation, molecular function: DNA binding; protein heterodimerization activity; structural constituent of chromatin. The transcript has a single exon.